Messenger RNA from Guillardia theta CCMP2712, 799 nucleotides. RefSeq lists its product as hypothetical. The record is from RefSeq and is a predicted model, not a curated record. Lineage: Eukaryota; Cryptophyceae; Pyrenomonadales; Geminigeraceae. The transcript is spliced from 7 exons. The annotation marks the transcript as partial.
CCUGUUUGGGCGAUGAGGCGAUGUGCCCUGGUGUGACCAGCUUGCCAACCACACCAGAACACAACCAAGAGGCUCAACGGUUUCCUGACCGCCCGAUGGUCCUGUGGCAACAGCGGGGUUCACGUGCGACAUGGGGGUUCGCUUCUUCCUACAAGGUGAUCGACGAGAACUUCGACUUCCUUUCCUACAUCGAAGACGUGGAGCAGAAUCGCAAGGCAGCAUUUGUUGAACAGCUACUUUGGGCCAUCAAGAAUAGCAAGUUUGAGAACACAAUCAGCCCAGAAAUUUUGUCUGCCAUAGCAAUGAAAGGCAAGAGAAACAAAAAACAAGUGUAUCGUCAGCAUGACGACGCAGAGAAAGGUGCCAAGGGUUGUGCGAUUGAAAGCUCACAGGAUGCCAUCGGAGAGACAAAAGAUUCGCCGGCUACCCAGAAGAAUGCAAGUCCUCUACCGGCAAACUCUGAAACCCAGUCCGAGGCUGACGUGGAAAGCGGAGCAUCGCGGAGGCGCAGCGACCCAUCGAUCGCCUCGCGAGCGGAAGAUAAGCACCACAAGAAGGUUUCAGGCCGGAAUGAUGCUGAAGUCCUGCAGAAGCCUUCUUCUGAUCCAGCGUCAAAAGGUGGUAGCGAGGAGAAGAAGAAACGACCCCAGAACCCCGCCAAACAACACUCAAAGUCUACCACGGUACCGCCGGGCCAGGAGAGAAACGAUCAAGUGGGUGGAGCCAUCGAUGCAGAUUCUUCGAGCAAGAUCGAGAAAUAUUCUUUGAAUGCAUUGCUGCAGAGAAUCCCAGACAGGAA